Drosophila mojavensis is the source of this 585-nucleotide messenger RNA. RefSeq names its product rho GTPase-activating protein 17. NCBI's taxonomy places the organism in Eukaryota, Metazoa, Arthropoda, Insecta, Diptera, Drosophilidae. The transcript has a single exon. The record is from RefSeq and is a predicted model, not a curated record. Bases 1 to 585 code for a protein of 194 amino acids.
AUGCAGCAGGAUGCGAACGAGGAUUAUCAGGAGCAGCCAGAGCAUAUUGAUGGGCGCUCGUUCUUCUUCCUUGGCACCUUAUUUCGACGCUGGCGCGAUCGCUGGUUGGCCUUUCACGGCUCUGCACCGCUCUAUGCCGGCGCUGCUUUCCCUCUCAAUGGCUACUUCAACUGCCCGUCGUACGGCUGUAAUCCUGCAGCCAUUGGACCACAGCCAGGUGGCUUCUAUCCGACCUACUAUGCCUCGCCGAUCCCGCUGCAGCCUCAACAGCAACAACAGCAGCAGCAGCAGCAACAGGCGCAGGGCAAUAGCAAUGUCUACAUAUAUCAGACUGAUCAGAAUAUGGCUAGCUCAGUGUCCCAUCCGCCGUAUGGACCCGGUUUCUUCGGGCCAGCCCGGCAGCCCACACCACCGCCGCCUCGACCGCUGCCUCUGCCACCACCAGCACCGCUGCCGCAGCUGCCACCGGCCAUGCCUCCGCCUCAAGGGAGUGCUAGCAGCUUUGGAUUUGGACCUGGACCUGGCCCUGGAACCGUUCCGCUGCCAGCCUGCGGACCCAACUCGUUGUCCUGCGCUUUCGGCUAA